Molecule: messenger RNA, 1354 nt
Organism: Heterocephalus glaber (naked mole-rat)
Lineage: Eukaryota; Metazoa; Chordata; Mammalia; Rodentia; Bathyergidae
Gene: Fam241b
Product: family with sequence similarity 241 member B
Cellular component (GO): intracellular membrane-bounded organelle
Source: RefSeq, a predicted model, not a curated record
GGUGAUUUGGAGAAUUCGGAUGAACACUGCUUCCGUCUCCGGGGAAAUGGCCUGUGCGCGGACGCGGGGAGGGGCGUGCACGGCCCCCACCCAGGGCGCCACCGCAGAUCCGCUCCUGCGCUUCCGGAAGACCGGGCCCCUCCUGUAGCAGAGCUUGGACUGGUCAUCGGGGAGGCGAGGGACCGCGGGGGCCUGGCCUCUGCAGCAGAGUCUGCCCAUCGGAGCCACCAGGGCCUGAAUGGUGGUCGCCAGGCAGUAGACAGAGUGACCCCGAGCAGCCCGGAUUUCACGGGUCCUGCAGGGAGGAGGCCCAGAUCCUGAGCGUUUGCUCCCCGGGGGAGCGCCCUGAAGGAUCUAGUGCCCCGGAUGCCCUGGUUAGUGCUCAGAGCCAGCGUCCAGCGUCUUCUUACUGCCUCUGCUGCCCAGAGGUGCUGCCCAUCAGGGACCCGCAGCUCCUGGGAGGAUGGUGCGGAUCUUGGCCAACGGGGAAAUCGUUCAGGAUGAUGACCCCCGAGUGAGGAACACUGCCCCGCAGAGGGGGAGCACCCCGAGGCAGGGCUUUCUCAACAGGGGCCAUGGUGCCCCCCAUGGGGGUCCUGGUCCCCGCCAGCAGCAGGCAGGCGCCAGGUUGGGUGCCGCCCAGUCCCCCUUCAAUGACCUCAACCGGCAGCUGGUGAACAUGGGCUUCCCCCAGUGGCAUCUGGGAAACCACGCUGUGGAGCCUGUGACCUCCAUCUUGCUGCUCUUCCUGCUUAUGAUGCUCGGAGUUCGUGGUCUCCUGCUGGUGGGCCUCGUGUACCUGGUGUCCCACCUGAGCCAGCGGUGACGUCCGGGGCUGACGGGACAGGCGUAUUGAAAGGGACUUGCUGGGCCUUGGUUUGAGAGCAGGCACGUGGGGAGGGGACCUGGUGGGCCUUGAAGGUGCAAUCAGCCCUGGGUGUGGGUCUCCCCAUUAUAUUAAGCAUGGCACAGAGGUAGACUCUAGCCCAGCAUCCCAAAGGAUGGGGCGGGUACUCUGGUUGUCUGGAGAUGUCUUCAGGUGGUGUCAGGCCUCUAAGAGGCACAAACCCAGAGCAAGAAAAAAAUUGUCUUUCCAGUUCCCUUUAAUCCUUUUAUGCUGAGAAGAGAGUCAACUUGGUGCCAAUGUGUUGUGAAUCCUCGUAACUCAAGCUGACUGCCCUUUACCAGGGGGCAGGACUGGGCUUAGGGCAGAUGUGAGAAGUUUCCAGACUUUUAUAGCACUGUUUUGUUUUAAUGAUGUAUUUUUAUUGGCUACCUUUUAUUUAUGACAAAGGGUUCUUGCGUGGGUUCUAUUUAUUGUGACGUUUCAAUAAAUAGAUUUAAGUAAAAAUGA